UCACCGGGCCAAAGCGUCCAAAGGCAGCAAGAUGAAGUACACAGUGGUAGUCCUCUCGGCUCUGUUAGUCACAGCCCUGGCAAACCCUAUAACAUUCAAAGACUGUGGAUCCACCGGUGCCACGAUACAGUCGGUAGACGUUUCAGGAUGUACGGCAGAGCCUUGUCAUCUAGUCCACGGCACAAACGCCACCGUCUCAGUAAACUAUACCGCAACUGAAGACGUGACCCAUCCAACUAACUCCAUAUAUGGUAUUAUUGACGGCGUUCCGAUCAAGUUUCCAACAGAGGAGGAUUGUUGUGCCAGUAAAAAUCUAGACUGUCCCAUCAAGUCCGGAUCUCAGUCACAGUACAAGAACAGCAUCUUUGUUGCACCAGCCUACCCAGAGAUCACACUUGUCGUCAAAAUGGCUAUCCUCGACGAUAAAAAACAUGAAUUUCUGUGCAUAGUAUUUCCAGCCAUCAUCACCAGCAGUUAGAGGGGGACAACUCAAAAUAUCCUUGUUAUAUACAUAUGUUUCUUUAUAUUACAUUUUAUAAACAAA
Molecule: messenger RNA, 544 nt
Organism: Mizuhopecten yessoensis (Yesso scallop)
Lineage: Eukaryota; Metazoa; Mollusca; Bivalvia; Pectinida; Pectinidae
Product: epididymal secretory protein E1-like
Exons: 4
Coding region: 32-478 (148 amino acids)
Biological process (GO): sterol transport
Molecular function (GO): sterol binding
Source: RefSeq, a predicted model, not a curated record